AGGUCGCCUGCUCCUGGCGCACAGAGGACAACACUGCCAAGGCCUCCACGCACUACGUCGCUGGAAAUGGCAUCUUAGAGUUCGAGCACGGUCAGAUGGUGGCUACCAUCCCACUGACCAUCCUGCCGGCUGGACGAUGCCAGCUCCGAAGCACGGUUCGGGUCAUCACUUUCAACAUCGCGGGCGCCAAGUUCGACCCCAACACCGAAGGUGGCAAGGAGUCUUGCAUGGCCAAUGUGGUGAUUGAACCGGAUCCCGACAUCCAGGAGCGGAUCCUGCGAAUUCAUAGCGUUCUGGCGGUGAACUGGGCCAAAGCUCACACCGCCCAGUCCAACUGGACAGCCUGGAAGGAGCAGAUUAUGGACUCCAUUAAACUGAGAGAUGACGAACAGGAUGAUGAUGAAGAAGAGAGGGGUGGAUGCUUGGACUACCUCUCGAUGGCCACGACUGCCGUCUUAGUUGUUCCCUGGAAGAUCAUUUUCUCGAUCAUCCCUCCGCCGGGUUUCUGCGACGGCUGGGUCUGUUUCGUCGGAUCGUUGAUGGGCAUCGGUGCGCUCACCGCGGUGGUUGGGGAUUCGGCCGCCCUGCUGGGGUGCGUGCUGGAGAUCGGCAGCGCCAUCACGGCGAUCACCUUAGUGGCCCUGGGCACGUCCCUCCCAGACACCUUUGCCUCGCGGACAGCGGCUGUGACGGACCCCACCGCUGAUGCCUCGGUGGGCAACGUCACAGGC
Messenger RNA from Durusdinium trenchii, 731 nucleotides. The record is from the annotation of a GenBank genome assembly. NCBI's taxonomy places the organism in Eukaryota, Dinophyceae, Suessiales, Symbiodiniaceae.